GAGCCUUUUCGAGACUUGUCUUGCGUUGGGCACGUACGGCUCUGCCAUGCCGGAACUGGGCAAGGCAACGCUGCUCCGGCUGCAGGGCGGGGUCGACGGUGUCAACUGGAGGUCGACGCGGUUUGUUGCGGCCAAUUUGCAUCCGUACGCGUGUUCUCUGUGCGGUGUGAUUCCCGGGAAGACGUUGUUGCUGCCCUGUGCGCACGCGUUGUGCGAGACGUGCAAGAAUGGUUGCGUCGAAAACUGCACUCCGGCUGCCUGCCCGCUGGACGGCGAGUCCUUCGAUGGAGAUGACUGCACCGGGAUUACGUUGCCCGCGAAGAAGAUCAACGCGCUCAGGGCUCACUGCUGGAAUGAAAACCUGGGCUGCCCGUUCGUCGACACAUUGCCAGCUGUACUACGGCAUUACGAACAAGAGUGCGCCUUCCACUUCGUGCAGUGCCCGAGGUGUGGCGCGAGUGUUAAGCAUGCUGCCAUGGUGACUCACUACAAGACAGGCUGCCACGGCAGUACGGAAGGCCCCUACCAAGGCGAGACUUCACAAGCUGACAGAAGCUUAAGGCCUCUAGAUGUUGAUGCUGCUAUGGAGGAAUUCAGAUCACUAUUGAAGAAUCACUAUCACGAUCAUCUUCCAACGAUAGAGAGCAAAAUGAAUGAGAUCACCGCGCAAAUGACGAACCACAGUGCGCUGCUGCAGGAAAUGUCUCGAACGCUGAGAAACACGCAAGGAACGAUGAACUGUGAACAGCCGAGGGUGGAGGAACUUUCGACGAUCCUUCGCAAGCUGCAGUGUCGGCUGGACACCUUAAAUUCUCGGCACGAGCGAGACUCUGCGGGAGAGCACGAGCAGUUGGAACCGCCUGUACCUUGGCACAUGGAGAAAAAACACAUUCUUCGGAAACUAGAAAUCGUAGCUGGCGAAAUGCUCGUUCGUCUGGAGGAUCUGCGUCAAGCAUCUAUUCGACACGGAGAAUGUCCCGUCGCCAGGUGUCACCCCGACCGUCCGUCGUCUUUUAAAGAGUCUUCCGGCUUCUCUGUCGUAAGAAGACCUCGGGAGCACAUGUUUCACAGGAUCAAUCUCAAGCACGAUUCUGAGGGUCGCAUUCUCAAGCACGCCCUUCGUGGUAAAGUGCUUGAGCUGAUCUUGUGGCACUUGAAGGACGUGUUCUUCAGUGUCGCUAUCGAAGUCAGGGAAAGUGACGACACGCUGGAAGUCCGGCUGAGAUUGGCUGGUACCCUCGAAUCGUCAUCGCUAGAGUUCGACGUCUUGAGUGUGUUCCUGUGGGAUAAGGACCGUAAGAUGAACUGCCUCUUAAAGAAGACGGAUGAGUCUGCCUAUUCAGCUGAACCUACGGCGUGGCAAUACGUAUUUUGGCACAGCUACUCAGAUCUCAAAAAACGUGGCUUCUUUGAUGGCGGGGAGCUGGAUUUUAUUUUGGAUGUGGUGGGCUAGCCGACGCUGUCUACAAUUGCUGGUAAAGAGGUGCCCAUUUGAAUUUGUGUACCUUGUUUUCGUCUGCGCAUCUUGAUAAAGUAGCUUGGUAUGUGUCCUUUUUAUUGCGUUCGGUUUUUGUUUCUUGCUGUGUAUCCUCUCGCAAAAGUUCUGGUACGUAAUAAUGAAU
Messenger RNA from Rhipicephalus sanguineus (brown dog tick), 1622 nucleotides. RefSeq lists its product as uncharacterized. Lineage: Eukaryota; Metazoa; Arthropoda; Arachnida; Ixodida; Ixodidae. Gene Ontology annotation, molecular function: tumor necrosis factor receptor binding; ubiquitin protein ligase binding. Gene Ontology annotation, cellular component: plasma membrane signaling receptor complex; cytoplasmic side of plasma membrane. The coding region runs from base 47 to 1453 and encodes 468 amino acids. Gene Ontology annotation, biological process: protein K63-linked ubiquitination; positive regulation of JNK cascade; regulation of canonical NF-kappaB signal transduction. The record is from RefSeq and is a predicted model, not a curated record. The transcript is spliced from 2 exons.